This is a messenger RNA of Triticum turgidum subsp. durum (durum wheat), 198 nucleotides long. The record is from the annotation of a GenBank genome assembly. Lineage: Eukaryota; Viridiplantae; Streptophyta; Magnoliopsida; Poales; Poaceae.
AUGAAGAACAGGUGUUGGACAGUGGACCGCCUGGCGCCGCGAGGCCUACCGCAUCCGGAUGCAUGCUCGUUCUGCAACCAGCAAGUGGAGACUUUGGACAACAUCGAAUUGACAUGGGUCUUCGCAAGGACGGUAUGGAGGACCUUGUGCACCACGAUCGGCAAACCGUCCUGGACGCCCACGGGCCACGGCACAUGA